AUGAAGCUCUCCAACCUCCCUCUCCGGGCCAUCGUGGCCUCGGUGCUUCUUGCGACAACCGCCGUUGCUGAGCACACGAGCAACUGGGCCGUCCUGGUCUGCACAUCCCGAUUCUGGUUCAACUAUCGCCAUCUCGCCAAUGUCCUGUCCAUGUACCGGACCGUCAAGCGCCUGGGCAUCCCCGACUCCCAAAUCAUCCUCAUGCUGCCCGACGACAUGGCCUGCAAUCCUCGAAAUGCGUUCCCAGGCACCGUCUACAGCAACUCAGACCGUGCCGUGGAUCUGUAUGGCGAUAACAUUGAGGUCGAUUAUCGCGGAUACGAGGUCACUGUUGAAAACUUCAUCCGACUGCUGACCGACCGUGUCGGCGACGAGACACCCCGAAGCAAGCGACUCUUGACCGACGACCGAAGCAACAUCUUUGUGUACAUGACCGGACACGGUGGAAACGAGUUUCUCAAGUUUCAAGAUGCGGAGGAGAUUGGCGCGUUUGAUCUUGCUGAUGCCUUUGAGCAGAUGUGGGAGAAGAAGAGAUACCAUGAAAUCCUCUUCAUGAUUGAUACCUGCCAGGCAAAUACCAUGUACAGCAGACUGUACUCCCCCAACAUCAUUGCCACGGGAUCAUCCGAGCUCGACGAAUCUUCAUACUCGCAUCAUGCCGAUAACGACGUCGGUGUCGCUGUCAUUGACCGAUACACGUACUACAACCUGGAAUUCCUCGAAGCUCACGUCCAGGACCUGAGCAGCAAGAAGACCAUUGGCGAACUGUUUGACAGCUAUGAAUUCGACAAGAUCCACUCAACUGCCGGCGUCCACUACGACCUCUUCCCUGGUGGAGAGCAAGCCGCGCGUAGCCGCCUGAUUACCGACUUCUUCGGUAACAUUCAAAACGUCGAGGUAGAUCGGGCCAAGGACUUGGCUCUGGAGGAAGAACUGGUCGAGCUCAGCAAGACUAUUGCCAUGCUGCGGAAGAGGGAAGCCGAAGAGGAUGCAGCGUACAGCAAUGUCUCGUCCAUUCCUGCGAGCGUCCCCACUGCGCCGCCCAGGAAGAUCCAGGGCGCCAAAGCUCUGACGGAGGAUGACUGGUGGACGAAGAAGGUCAUCGGAGCUACGGCACUUGCGGGAUGUGCAUUGUUAUGGGGAGCGCGUCCCCUUCAGACGCUUUCUCUCACUUCUCGCCCACCUUCGCCACACGCCCUUGCCUGGUCAUGCGAUGCCGAGCUGGCUAUUGCAACGCAAGAGUCCAUUUACAUCUUCUUGCCCGACUAUCUGGGCGGCCACGAUGCUGAUGCUGAUGAGCGAGAUGCCUCCCAGUAUCAGUUUGCAUUGUCUCUCCAGCCAUCCUCCGUUAUCAACCCAAGCACCCGGAUCAAUGGCCAGUUAUGUGCCCAGGUCGGCGUCAAACUACCAGCUCCCAGAACUGGCGAAGAAGGCAGCUUUAGAGGAGUUGGCAAUGGAGCAGUCACUGGGUCUGGCGCGGCAUUGGGCCAGGUCAUUAGGGUAGAAUGGUCUCCCAGCGGAUUGGGCUGCAACUCGCGGCCUGUAUUGAUGGCGCUGACGACUACCGGCAACUUGAUUACUUUUGGAGAGCAGGCAGAUAGCCAGUCAACCGCCACAUCGAGCAUGAGGACUCGAACUUUCAAGAACUGGAGAAUGCUAUGGGGUCUGGGUGCCAAGCUGCCUAUUCCCGAUUCCGAGUCCAGAGAUGGCUACCGGGUCAUGGAUGAGCGCAUCACGUCUUUCUCAUGGGCCAAAGAGAUUGCGCCAGGAAGAGCCUUGUUGGCCUACAUGAACGAUUCAGGGGAGGUUGUCGUCAUGAGUGCUCAGUAUCACCUGCGCCGAGACGCGUCAAAACGUGGCUCUGAGAAAGACUGGGUCUGGACGUUGACGCAGCACGUUAGAAUCGAUGGAAGAGGACCUCAUAAAGAACCUACAGAUCCGCAAGAUCCAGAUUUUACUCCUCAAGGUAGUGCUUUUUCGAUCAAAUGGAGCCCAUGGCUCAUUGAAGAUGGUUAUAAGACGGCAACUAUUGCAUAUAUCGCAAAGAAUCAUAUUGGCUUCCGCAGAAUCAUCUUAUAUGGCGACUGGGAAAGGGGCGAUCUUCCCGACGUGGUAUCCGAGCGAAGUGAUACCACUGGAAUAUGCCUACCCCUCUCCAGUGACGCUUUAGUUGAGUGGGAGGAUGCGAUAUGGACUGAGGGAGACUCUCAUACUGCCCGGGGUAUUGUAUCAACUCCGUUUACUGUGAAGCCUUUCCAAGUUUUGCUCAAUGGCGCUUUGGCAGAGCCAAAGCCUUCACACUCCGUAUGGGAAUGCAAUUCAGCGUAUCCCGACUCAGAUGAGCCAUCGACAAAUCCCAUCACAGGACUCGUUGUUCACGAUCCGGAUCCCGAGAAUAAACCCCCAGCUCCCUUAUAUUCAUUGGUCAGGCUAUCUGCCACCUCUACAAAUCUCGACUGGUACCAGACAAACCUACCCGAAGGAAAUUUGCCACAGUGGGUGGAAGAUAUAGGAGAUCAACACGCCCGCCUAGUGCCUCGAUCUGCCGCUUUAUACGGCGUCGACUCUGACUUUGAAUCAGACUCUGAACACGGAGAAGACCGGACGAUGCAAGAAGCACCUCCAACGCAAGCCGAGCCCGUCUUGCAAGUCCACCCCUACCGCUUUCGCCUCUGGGGCUUGGCCAAGUCCCCCGGCGACGGAUGCACUGCCGUGCUCGCCUCAAAGCACGAUACCCAGCAUCCCGACCGUCGGGGCGUCUCAAACGUUCAGUUUGACUGGCAGGUACCUGCCGAUACAGACGACAAGCCUCAGCGCAUUAGAAAAUUUUCCAAGACGCUUACGACAGAAGGUCGAGUGUGGGAGUGGAUGUACGGCAUGGGAGAGGAUGUGCCCGGCGUGACUCCUGGACAGAAGACGUCCACCACCAGGUUACAAAGUAGUCCAUUGAGACAGCUGUUCAAAGACGUGGUGUUUAGGCUGCCAUGUGUGUUCUGCAGUACUCAACUAUCGAUUAAGGACGACGUGGCUACUUGUGAUAAUCGACACGCAUUCGCCAUAUGCGCCACAUCAGGCAUCCCCAUCCUGGCACCAGGCAUCUCCCGCGUAUGCGGUGUCUGCAAGAUGCGCUGCCUCAAAGUAUCUGAGCUGGAGAAGCUGGCAGAAGAGUAUCUCGGGAGCGUGGACGCGGUGGGCGAUGCGCAGGGCGAAGUGUGUGGUGGGUGUGGCGGCAAGUUUGUCAUCUGA
This is a messenger RNA of Trichoderma gamsii, 3246 nucleotides long. RefSeq lists its product as hypothetical. The transcript is spliced from 7 exons. Gene Ontology annotation, cellular component: GPI-anchor transamidase complex. The record is from RefSeq and is a predicted model, not a curated record. The coding region runs from base 1 to 3246 and encodes 1081 amino acids. Lineage: Eukaryota; Fungi; Ascomycota; Sordariomycetes; Hypocreales; Hypocreaceae. Gene Ontology annotation, biological process: proteolysis; protein localization to cell surface; attachment of GPI anchor to protein. Gene Ontology annotation, molecular function: GPI-anchor transamidase activity.